This is a messenger RNA of Vollenhovia emeryi, 8130 nucleotides long. RefSeq names its product probable cation-transporting ATPase 13A3 (gene anne). NCBI's taxonomy places the organism in Eukaryota, Metazoa, Arthropoda, Insecta, Hymenoptera, Formicidae. The transcript is spliced from 11 exons. Gene Ontology annotation, molecular function: polyamine transmembrane transporter activity; P-type transmembrane transporter activity; ATP binding. The coding region runs from base 2231 to 6583 and encodes 1450 amino acids. The record is from RefSeq and is a predicted model, not a curated record. Gene Ontology annotation, biological process: polyamine transmembrane transport; intracellular calcium ion homeostasis. Gene Ontology annotation, cellular component: membrane.
CACGUUCAGAGACUGGUCGCAAUCCGGAGCAGCUAAAAUCCCGGCUCUCUGUCGCGUCGUGUACAACCGCGUGCUCGUCGGUGUUUCACAAUGAAGGAGGUCUCCUCCUGGUGAAGUUACGGUCAGCAAGUGACAUCGGUCGAUCAGCGUUGACGAGGAAUUACUGCGCAGCCAACCAGCUAAGCAGCCAGUCAGCCUGGCCGGAGUCGGCAAUUUCGGAGCUCAAGUCCGAAACGACGGCGCCGCGCCGCCAUUUUAGCGCGAGCACGUUUUCGCAAAUUGCCUUGUACCCGCACGCGGCACGUUGCGGAGAAGGGUUUCGGAGUCUGAGGCGGGGAACGAUCCAUCUGCGAGGCGCAGCAGCCCGGUGCGGUGGCGGCAACACCACGAAUGAGCGCCGCGUCGAGAAAACACCCGCGCGCAAAGUGAUUUCUCGCAGGAGAGUGGCGUUUUCUUUUCCGUUUCCUAAUUUGCGGGCGAUCGAGAUCGGGACGUACUAUUGCGCACCAGCGGCAACGUAUACCGGCGCUAUGAGUAAAAUGUUGGACACAAACUAUCGCACUGUGUUCUCUGUACUUAGAAGUCCCGAGGAGAGUGAAGAGUUUAAGCGGAUCAUCUGAAAAAAUCGCGUAGCGCAGGAGAAGCCGUCGUUUUUCCGCGAGGACGAUCGUAUUCGCAAAGAAAGUGCAAAAUCUGUUGGUGUUCGGUGUAGCGAAGUCCUUCUCCUCCUAUCUCUUCGUUCGUCACACGUAUUUUUCAUUGUCAAGAACUGAAACGUCUCCGCUGACGUAAUCAAUGAUCUAUUAAUAGACCCGUGAUUUCGAGGAACGGACUGAUUCUUGUAAUAUCGCGCAACUUGUUUCUCUUAUCGAUUUGGUCUCAUCGGAAGGAGAGAACUUACUCACACGUCAAGUGAUUUCAGUACCGAGUGUGCGCCCAGCAAUCUCGUCUACUUGAAAAGAAAAACUGACACUCUCGCAUUUCCCGAGGGGAAAAAUAUCGCAGCGUGGUGCGCGAGUGAAAAAAAAAAGCGUGAGCUGUCACAAUCUUUCUGCCGAUCGAGACAUCCCGACGGCAACCCCGGAUACCCCUAUAACCCGUAAUGUAUUUGCGAUCGCGCCAACGAGCAGCACAAGGGAGGUACGAGCACACAAGAGAGGCGGUAGGAGCUGGUGUAGCGGCCGCGUGCGGUCCCAGAGAUCACGGAUCGUCGUCUUCGAGGGCCAAAGGUGGAACGCAGAGGAAAGCGGCGAGCCGUUAUCGCGAUCUAGCGUCAGCACCGCAGCCGCAACCGCGGCCGCUACGAAGCGGCUCCGCAGACAGAGGCUCCGCUUCGGACUUGGUGUACCUGAAACGCGGCAUGAGCGAGGGUGAACGAGCGGCGAUCACGCCACGAAUCGGCUGGCGAAAGCUCACCGACCCUGGCGACUGACACGAAUCCAGGAAGCCGAGGGCAGGUCCGAAGCGAUAGCACCAACUACCGCUGCUCGCUCAUCAGCAUCCUCGUUUUCCUGCCACUCUCUCGACGACCGCCAUCGGUCUAUGGUCCUGGCACAGCCACGAGACGGCUUUCAGAGUCCGUAGGACGUGGUCGUCAUCGUCAUUGUCGUAUCUCCCGUGCCAGCUCGAUGCCGGCCAGAUGCCGGAUAACGCGCCACCAAGACCCGCUGCGAGGACCUUGAAGAGGGAUCCCGAGAUGGCGGGCAAUCGGUGUCGGUAGCAGACGGGGUUAACGUCCCGAAGAGCGCAAUCGUUCAAACGGCACCCACGCCUCGUCGUACCUCGUGUAGCUCACCGAUCACCUUCGGCAUUCUUUCUUCUUCCCCUUCGUCUUCGCGUUCCAAUGUCCCGGCUGCAUUUUUAGUCAUAGCAAAUAACGAAACUCUGUCUCACAUCGAGCGAUCCGAGGUGGCCUCGAGAAGCACCCGUAUACGGACAAUAAUUUGUUAGGUACUAAGGCUAGUGUUAAAUUAUAAUACGUAUCCAGUAGGGAAGGCAACAGGUAACAAGGGAGGCAAGAAAAAGCCGUACAGAGAUAGAAAGAAAUUCUUUUCUACAUUUACAAACCUGACGAUCCUCGGACGGGCAGUAGAAAGAGAGAAAGAAGAGAUUAAAAAAGCAUGAGAUGCAAGUGCGUUUAAAAGAUAGUAUUCCAUUCGUUUGACCAUUUUCAAACCUCGUUUCUCUUGAGUCACCUUUCGGUUGAGCUGCAUUUUCUCUAAUCGCGAGCAUGCCGCCCACGCCGAACAAGCUAAACCUGAGCUUCACCAGAAAUGCGUACAGCGUUUUCGGUAGUCGCAACGCAGCUACCGCGAACGAGCAUCAGCGCGAGCAAAAGACGGAACUGUUGGAGGGUACUAGAGCCAAUGGCCUUCUACAUUUGAAGAAUGGCGUAGAUUAUAUCAAUCCCGGCGAAGAGGACCAGAUGGAAAUUUACGGUUAUAGACGAAACCGCGUGCGGACCGUUAUUAUCUGGUUCCUGAUUGUCAUUACCGGAGGCUUCCUGAGGCUGAUAUUCCACUGGGUGCCACAUCUCAUGCUCUUGGCCACUCACACCAAGUGCUCUUUGGAAGAGGCGGAAACCGUUUUGUUGAUUGAGAAGUUUCAAGGGAAGCACACGAGUUAUUACGUGAAGAAGUUGAGGAGCUUGACUGCCCAGGAAAUUAUUAAUAAAUCUUUUCACGAAGAAUCUCUGAUCGAUGAAGCAUGGGACGGCAGUGUUAUAACCAGCAGGGAGGAGAAGGAGACUUAUCCGAUGUUGUCCGUGCAUCUUUGCGGGGGUCAAUUCAAACAGGUGCCAUCCAUAACCAACUUUAAUUGCAAAAAGCUGACCUACGUUUGGGACCCGGAAAGAUCGGAAUUCCUGAAACUGCGUGGCCUCGACACCGACGUUCUGAUAUCCACGUUACAUCAAGCGCAAGGUCUCAGUUCUCAGGAACAGUACAUGAGGCGCAACGUUUAUGGCAACAACGAGAUCGUGAUUCCCGUGAAAAGCAUAUUCACGUUACUCUGUCUCGAAGUGCUCAAUCCGUUCUACGUCUUCCAACUAUUUAGUUUUUGUCUAUGGGUCGCCGACGACUAUUAUUAUUAUGCCAUGGUGAUUCUUGCGAUGUCAAGCGCCGGUAUUACAAUGGCAGUCUUCCAGACGCGACGAAAUCAGCAUAAUUUGCGCUCGACGGUGCAUUCGUCUGACGUCGCCACUGUUAUGCGAGACCGUACGACCGGCCAAACCGCGGUAGUGCCGGCUGAACGCUUGGUACCUGGCGACGUCUUGGUCAUCCCAUCUCACGGAUGCCUAAUGCCAUGCGAUGCUGUGCUGCUCACUGGCAACUGUAUCCUCAACGAGUCUAUGCUGACGGGAGAAUCUGUACCUGUCACGAAAACACCAGUUCCUUCUUCUAACGAUGUGAUAUACAAUACCAAAGAACAUGCUAGGCAUACGCUCUUCUGCGGUACCAGAGUUAUUCAGACGAGAUACUACGGCAGUGAGAAGGUGCUUGCGGUGGUCAUCAGAACAGGUUUCAAUACCAGCAAAGGCGAUCUUGUGCGGUCCAUCAUGUAUCCCCCGCCCGUGGAUUUCAAAUUUGAGCAAGACUCGUACAAAUUCGUCAUAAUGUUAGCAUGCAUAGCCAGCAUCGGCGUCAUUUACACCGUUGUAACGAAAAUAAUGAGAGGUGUUCACGGUAGUCAUAUUGCUCUAGAAGCGUUGGAUCUUGUUACUAUUGUAGUGCCACCAGCAUUGCCAGCUGCCAUGACGGUCGGACGUCUCGUGGCACAACGUAGAUUGGAAAAGAAGAAAAUAUACUGUACGAGCCCGAGAACGAUUAACGUGUCAGGAUCCAUCGAUUGCAUUUGCUUCGACAAGACUGGAACGUUGACCGAGGAUGGUCUAGAUAUGUGGGGAGUUGUGAGCGUAUCGGAUGGAAAAUUCCAAUUGCCCGUCAAGGACAUCACUAGUCUAGCGUUGUCUGAGAUUCUUAUCGGCAUAGUUACUUGCCAUGGCAUCACCAUAAUCGAUAACCAACUAGUAGGAGACCCGCUCGAUCUGAAAAUGUUUGAAUCCACCGCAUGGACGCUGGAGGAACCUGAUGUAUCCGAUACAUCCAAGUUCUCCAUGCUAUUCCCGACAAUUGUCAGACCGGCGAAGGAUUCCAAGCUUCUCAAGAGACUGCCCAACGAUUUAGGCGGUCGACAAACGCUCAGUCGACAAAACUCCAUGUCUUCCGACGUGAUGGACGGUAUAUCUCUUAACAACCUCCACGACGCUACGUUCGGUGAUUCUGCGACAGAACUGGAGCAAGGACUGGAAGUGGGCAUUGUCCGGCAAUUUCCCUUUACAUCGAGUCUUCAGAGAAUGAGCGUCAUCACUAGGACAUUGGGCGCCAAUCACUAUGAUCUUUAUUGCAAGGGUAGUCCAGAGAUGAUCCUCAGUCUCUCAAGAGCCGAAUCUAUUCCUUCAGAUUUCGCAGCUGUUUUGCAAGAAUAUACAUCCGAAGGUUAUCGAGUGAUCGCCCUCGCGCACAAAUCUCUGAACCGUCUUCCGUAUGCCAAGGUGCAACGUAUAAAUCGUGAAGCCGCCGAGAUCGAUUUGACAUUCCUGGCGCUGAUAAUUAUGGAGAACCGACUGAAGCCCGAGACCUCACCAGUGAUCGACCAACUGAACGCCGCUUGCAUCAAGACGGUGAUGGUGACGGGUGAUAAUAUGUUGACCGCACUCUCGGUGGCCAGGGAUUGCGAUAUCGUGAAGCCGGGCACGCCGGUGAUUGCCGUUUCGACGAACCAGCAGAAUCUGUUGAAACCGCAUAUCUACUUCACGAAGAGCGAUAGUCAACCACCGCCAACCUCGCCAAACGAUCAGCAUGAUCUCAGCGAAACAACCGAAAUGAAUAGCAUGGCUAGCUUGGAAACUAUUGAGAGCGGCUCCUUCGCCAACACCAAGUUGGAGAACGAUAUUAAUUAUCUAUCGGAUGAUGUGCAAUAUUCCAAGAAUAAAUACGUAUUUGCUUUGACGGGAAAGACUUGGGCAUUGAUAAAGCAGUAUUAUCCAGAACUAAUACCCAAAGUGGUCACCCGCGGUGCCAUUUUCGCAAGAAUGUCGCCGGAUCAGAAGCAACAGUUAGUUCAAGAACUGCAGUCUCUAGGAUACUACGUUGCCAUGGUGGGAGACGGUGCUAACGAUUGUGGCGCGUUGAAAGCGGCGCACACCGGGAUAUCCUUAUCGGACACGGAAUCCUCCGUUGCUUCGCCCUUCACUAGUCGCGAGACCAAUAUCUCUUGUGUUCUGACGGUGAUACGCGAGGGUCGCGCCGCAUUGGUUACGUCCUUUGGCAUUUUCAAAUACAUGGCUGGCUACUCGCUCACACAAUUUAUCUCGGUGAUGCUCCUCUACAGCAUCGAGUCCAAUCUGACGGACAUCGAGUUUCUGUACAUCGAUCUAUUCAUUAUUUCCAUAUUCGCUUUCUUCUUCGGUCGCACCGAGGCCUAUGAGGGCUCGCUAGUGAAAAUGGCGCCGCUCAACAGUCUCAUUAGCACGUCGCCGAUACUCAGUCUGGUCACCCAACUUGUGAUCGUCGCGAUUUUCCAAUACACAAGUCUCUGGCAUCUACGGCAGAUGUCAUGGUUCGUGCCAUUCAACGCGACCGCGACAGCGGAUAAAGAUGACGUGGGCUGUUUGGAGAAUUACACAAUCUUCAUCGUCAGUUCCAUGCAGUACAUCAUCCUGGCGGUAGCGUUCUCCAAAGGGCCACCGUACAGAAAGUCUCUCUUCACCAAUUACGGCCUACUCACCUCCUUCGUUUUCCUUAGUCUCUUCUCUAUUUAUCUUGCAAUAUGCCCCUUUGAGUGGCUGGCCAAAUGGUUCGAGCUUGUGCUGCCCAACGAUCUGGGCUUCCGUUUCAUUCUGGUUGGCUAUGGCGUGGUGAAUUUCGUAAUUGCGCUACUGCUUGAGUAUCUCUUUGUGGAGUACCUCGUGUUUGGCAAGUUGCGCUAUCGCUGGCACGACGUGGAUAAAUCUCGACGGAAGUUCUUAGCCAUCGAACGAGACAUGGCGCGUGAUCUUAAAUGGCCGCCGAUCUCCCAGGAGCCGCUACCGGAAGCAGCGCCAAAUUUAUUAAUCCGGCAGAAUGUCACCGAGAUCAAAAUCGAGAAGCGGAUUACCGAGCCAUGCCUUCCCACCGAUACCAGCUUCAUGAACAAUUCGCCGAUUUGCGUCGGCUUCAAACACUUCGGAUCUGCUCGCGAAGUUACCCUCAAUCCCAGAUCCCUCUUCGACGAUUGUCGAAACACGGUGUCAAUGCAGACGGUGCCGUGCUUCGAGGAUAUGGACUUGCCGCCGAAACAAUCGAAUGCGGAAACCAUUGUAAAGCGACGACACAACUCGGAAUCGGCAAACGGUAUCAAUCGUUACGAGAAACCUUACAUGAAUCACAAUACCAAUCCCAUCGCCACGCUUCCCAGAAAUCCUAACGCGACCCUUCAGCCGCAGAAGCUGAGGGACUUCAAGGAUGUCCUAGUGCACAAGAGCGACGAUCGAGUGUCGUCCAAUACCGAGAACGUGCUUGAAUUAGAUAUCCUGCCGUCCUGAGGUCCAAAGCACUCGAAAGAUCGGUCGAGAGGUAGCUGAGUACCUUGAAAAUCAACCCAAUAGCUAAUUAAUUCAGAAUAUUAUUCAAUCUUCAUUUCUAAUCGACGCAUUUAGAGCAUCAGAACGAUCAUUGCGAUAUGAGACAUAAUCUAAAAAGCCGGGAUCUCUGAUACGACGAUUUCGUGUCUUGAAUGCCUGAUGCUCUUGUAAUCUCGAUUUUCGAUAACGCUCUCCUUCCAUCCGGUAUUUGUGAUAGUUAGAAUGCGUAUUUCAUAUCAAUUAUGAUAACGGUUCAUUUUUAUGUGAGAAGUGGAAUGGCGCUUGACUCGAAGUCUAUACUCGAUCAGGCGAAUUCUGAGUCGACGUAUUGUAUUUAGUCAGUACUGGUAUCCACGACUUGGUGAUUAAUGACGUUACUUAAGCUAAGAAUAAACCGGACGUUAGAACAGCAUUAAAGCUGUUUAGUCAUUACUUGCGAUCUCUAGAUAUUUAAUUAAACUUGAUUGUCUCAUUAUUCUUUCAUAGAGCAGCUCUUCUUUCACUUAGCUCUAAUUAGUAUUUAAUAUGGAAUUUGUGUUGCACAUUUGCAUAUUAUGUAUAUGUAAUUGCAUAUUACAUUUAUUAAUAUGUAAUUAAUAUGUAACAAUCAUUAUUUAAUUUUUUAAUUGUAAAUUGCUUUCUAACUUAGGUUUAUUUAUAUUUAUCGACUCAGGCCAGGGUCCCUUUUGACCCAUUCCUUUUUAACCCCUAGUCCUCUUCCUUCUUUCUCUCAUUAGUAUCCGAGAGCAGAAAAGUAUUAUUGUUAUUUAUCUUUGAAAGCAAGACAUUGCAAACUGUAUACUGUAUAUUAUACAAAGGAGAAUUUCUUGAAAGAAGCAUAGUGUAUUGCGUUUCAAAUGUUUAUACGGCAACAUUUACCGCAAGAUUUGAAAAUAAAGCGUGGACUUCGAGAACAAGUCGGCGUGAUAAUAAUAUCUUUUUUCACUACGAUUUGAAUGAAUACUUAAGCUAACUUGCAACUUAAUCCUCCAAAGUAUGUUCAGCUGGGACAGAAAUUACCAUUAACUACCUGGCCGCUAUUCUCCGAGCACUCGAUUCGAUUUCCCGAUGCAUUUUUUAUACCCUCGAGAUUUAUUUGUAUUUAUUCAAAUAGCAUGAUUGUACAUAAAUAAUUUAUAGCGAGUGCAUAUGUGUAUUGCAUUUUACGAAACGAUAAGAUACGAGAAAUAAUUAAAAAUGGUGGUUACAGAUCAAUGAUUGCGAUAGAAACUGAUUUAUUGAAUUUGCUAUUGUUAAACAUUUAUCUCGAAAGUCAUUUUACAAAAUGUGACUUAAACUGAGAUGAUGUGAUGCAAACAGUCUGGUAGCUGUCAAAGAACUGCAUAUUUAGGCAUAUUAUGUUAAGUAAUGAAAUUAUCUUGAAUAUUAUGAGACGUUAUAAAAUAGGUGAAACCGAAAGCGAUAAAAUGAAACAUUGUCGUCGCUCGGAGCCGAUUACGUACUGUUAAAUAACUAUGUCAAGAAAUAAAAAGUGUGUACUUAUGAAA